This is a messenger RNA of Rhodamnia argentea, 2482 nucleotides long. Its product is annotated as metal tolerance protein C4. The record is from RefSeq and is a predicted model, not a curated record. Lineage: Eukaryota; Viridiplantae; Streptophyta; Magnoliopsida; Myrtales; Myrtaceae. The transcript has 13 exons. Gene Ontology annotation, biological process: transmembrane transport; zinc ion transport. Gene Ontology annotation, molecular function: monoatomic cation transmembrane transporter activity. Gene Ontology annotation, cellular component: membrane. The coding region runs from base 140 to 1546 and encodes 468 amino acids.
ACCAAUUUCUCCUCCUCGUCCUCCCUCCUCUGGGCAUGGAGUGGCGCUUCAGAUUGAAGAAGAGCGAGAAGGAAGCUCUCUCUCUCUCUCUAAAAUGAAGUGAAAUUUGCGGUGGUAAGGACGGACUGCGGAGUCUCCGAUGAGAUCGCCGUUCGGACUUCUUCUCCUCUCUCGCCUGCGUCAACGUCACUCUCGCCUCUCUUCUUCUUACCCUUCUUUCUCCCUCUUCCCCGCCGGCGGCGACGGCCGGAGCCCCGACGGCAAUGCCCCUCCCCUCCCAUCACCUCCCGGCUCCUUUCUGUGCCCCGAUCAUCCGUUGACGCGAUCUUCGCUCCCUAUAUUCAACCAUGGUUUUUGCUCUGGCCCGUCGGGACGCCCGGUCUUGGCCCGUUCGCUCGCGCCCUACGCUGGUCGCCAUCAUUACCAUCACCACCACCAGUGCUGGUCUUAUCGCAACUUUUUCACGAGAGCCAAGCAAAAGCAUUUGACGAAGAUAAAUAUUAGCGAUGAACACAGUCAACGAGCAGUGACAACUGCAUUAUGGUGUAACUUCCUUGUCUUCUCACUGAAGUUUGGAGUCUGGUUCGCAACCUCAAGUCAUGUUAUGUUGGCUGAAGUUGUUCAUUCAGUUGCAGAUUUUGCCAAUCAGGCACUUCUUGCAUAUGGUCUUACUAGCUCAAGGCGUGCACCUGAUGCUUUGCAUCCUUACGGGUACUCAAAAGAAAGAUUUGUUUGGGCUCUGAUAUCUGCUGUUGGCAUAUUUUGUCUUGGUUCUGGUGCUACGAUUGUUAAUGGAAUUCAAAACUUGUGGAUUGCACACCCUCCAGAAAAUAUUCAAUAUGCAGCUUUAGUGAUCGGAGGCUCAUUCAUGAUUGAAGGCGCUUCUCUCAUUGUUGCCAUACAAGCUGUCAAGAAAGGUGCAGCUGCAGAGGGGAUGAAAGUAAGGGAUUUUAUCUGGCGUGGUCAUGAUCCCACAUCUGUGGCAGUUAUGACAGAGGAUGGAGCUGCAGUAACAGGACUUCUCAUCGCUGCUGCAUCAUUGGUUGCUGUAAACACCACAGGCAAUCCAAUCUAUGAUCCCAUCGGAUCUAUCAUAGUUGGCAAUCUACUUGGGAUGGUGGCAAUAUUUCUCAUCCAGAGAAAUCGACAUGCCCUGAUCGGUAGAGCAAUGGACCAACAUGAUAUGGAAAAGGUUCUUCGAUUUUUGAAAAAUGACCCGGCUGUUGAUGCUCUGUAUGAUUGCAAAAGUGAGGUGAUUGGACCUGGGUUCUUCAGAUUUAAGGCAGAAAUAGAUUUUAAUGGGGUAGUGGUGGUACAAAAUUAUCUGGAGAGGACCGGGCGUGAGGAGUGGGCAAGACAGUUUCGUGAGGCUGCAAAACAGAAGGGUGAGAGCGCGCUGCUUGAGGUCAUGUCACGCUAUGGUGAGGAAGUGGUUACAGCUCUGGGGAGCGAAGUAGAUAGGUUAGAAAAGGAAAUACAAGAGCUUGUUCCGGGUAUUCGGCAUGUCGACAUUGAAGCCCACAACCCAAUGGACCAAUCUCCAUGAUCAUUCAUGUGGAUUUGAAGCAGAUCUGACCAUUUUUCCCCAUGAACGUGACUCAAUUUUUGUCCGCAGGAAAGAUCUGUAUUGGGGUUUCCUUCACGCUCGAGUUUUUUUUUUUUUUUUUGGGCCGGGACUUGUAGGCUCCAGUUUUAUCGCAAGGGGUCGACAUCUUUGAAUGCUCAAGAAGCCUUAUUGUAUUAUAGUCCAUGAUUAUUGAUGUAUAGUAGGAAGAUGUGUUUGAAAAGGAGAAACGAAAUCGUUAAUAAGAUCUCUCUCUCUCUCUGCCAACUUUUGUCCACUGUAAAAGGUUUCUUCGCGGUUGCUUCCCUUCCUCUACAUGACAACUAUUUCUGUUUUGAGAGUACACGCAAAGUUAGCAGAAAAGCCCAUGCCAAGUGGGAAUGAAGGAAAUUUCCAAGAGCUUCAUCCAGGUGUCGUGGAAAUUUCAUCAAUCUUGCGCUCCAUUUGCCACUGCUAUACCAGCUCGUCUCCUAUAAAUUCACAUGGCCGUUCAUGAUGCACAGACGAGAGAUCUGACGUUGAUCAUACCGGAAUGAUGGGGGCGACGCCAGUGUUCGAAGUGAAAGAGACGGUAAUGAAGAGCGAAGGAGCCGGCUCUCUCUGCUGUUACUGCGGAGGCCCCGUGAUGGUGGCCACCUGUGCCGUCGAACUCCGGUUCUGUUUCAUUCCCAUUUCUCACAAAGUCAAGACCAAGUUCUACUGCAUCAUCUGCUCCACCCGCUUCGUUCCUGCUUGAUGCCAUCGAUUGUUUCCUUCUCUUAAAUUCUUUAUUCUUCUCUUUGAAGUUGAUUAUUGUGUGCCCGAAGAGGAUAAGAUUGUACUCUAUCAUAUAAGUGGAAAAUAACAUCGACAAAAAGGAAGAAGAGAGUUGAAAAUAAUAAGUCCUCACACAAAUUGGAAAAGUGAGCAUCUUUUGGU